AUGAAGUCGACACUGUUCGCUGGUACGGCGACGGCACUGGUGGCGAUGCUUGCCAUCUCCACGACAUCCGCUGUGCCCGUCGGCAUGGAGAAGCGACUGAUGAUGGCAUUGUCGCUGGAUGCACAGCCUACGUUGCCUGCACUGGACCUGGGACUGCUACCGACGCCUACGCUGCCAGCCGUCGCGGGGCAGAUCGAGAGCAUGAUCACCCAAGUCAUUGACGGCGUUACGCAGCUCAUCCCCACCAUGAUCCCUACGCCCACGGCACCCAUGAUCGUCGCGGGUCUUUCACCCGACAUCGUCGUUGCCGCACCCACCCCGGAUGCACAGAUGGAGGCGGACGUGGUGGGAAAGCUUGCGCUGAAUGCGCUUGGAUCGUUCCCCGCCAUGCUCAUGAAGAACCUCGCCGAGAUCCAAAGUGUCGCUAGCUCGAUCAUCUCGGUCGCUGCCACCGCGACACCCGUGGCGGUCGAGUACGUCACCACGGAGAACGGCAAGGAAUGUACCAAGACGUCGACGAUCCCCGUGCCGACGUUCGCGACGACGGGCGUGAUCAACCCGCUCUCGAUCCUUGCACAGGCGCUCCCGAACCCCACGCCCAUCAUGCAGGAGGUGACGUCGGUGAUCGGUGGUGUGACAUCGAUUCUCAAGUUGCCGGCUGCUCCUGCGCCUACGGAUCUGCUGCCGCUGCUCGGCUCGAUGCAGCUGCCCGAGAUCGACCUGCCGAUGCUCAUGGGCAACAAGCAGGACGCCUGCAUCAAGGACGGCAACGGCAACAUGAUCGGCCUCUGCGGCAACGGCGCCGUCAUCAAGGACAGCGAAACCAUCGCUCUCUAA
This is a messenger RNA of Moesziomyces aphidis, 837 nucleotides long. Lineage: Eukaryota; Fungi; Basidiomycota; Ustilaginomycetes; Ustilaginales; Ustilaginaceae. The record is from the annotation of a GenBank genome assembly.